UUACAAAGGACCAUAAAACCUCACGGGUGCUAUAUUAGUUGUCUUACUCUUACUGUCCUUUUAAUUCAUCGAACUCGACUCAAUAAUAUUCUGAGAACGAGGUCCAGAGUUCAGAAUCAGUUCUGAGCAACCCCACUAGCCAGCCAUGGGAGAGACGAAAGUUGCGAUGAUGAGGUUGAAGGUUGACCUUCAAUGUGAGAAGUGCUACAGGAAAGUGAAGAGAGUGCUGUGUAAAUUCCCUCAAAUACAAGACCAGGUGUAUGACGAGAAGCAGAACACGGUGACGAUCAAAGUGGUGUGCUGUAGUCCUGAGAAGAUUAAGCAAAAGAUUUGCUGCAAAGGUGGUGAUUCCAUCAAGAGUAUUGAAAUUCUACCUCCACCCAAGCCUAAAGAACCUGAAAAGCCUAAAGAGAAACCAGCGCCGCCAAAACAGAGACCAAUCGAACCAAUUCAGGCACCACCCAUAGGCAAGCCCCCGACUGAGCCACCGCCAGAGAGAGAGAGGCCAAUCAAUGCAGAACCCGGACCACGCAUACCCCCGACCACGACCGAGCCACCACCAGCACGAGCAAAAGCAGAGCCGCCAAAACAAGGCAAGCCUAUUGUUACUUUUGUUGACCCACCGGCACCGGGCUUCCCCCCACCGGCUUAUCAGAACACGGGUGCAACGUGUUGCAGGGAAUGCUACGAGGGGCGUGGAGGAGGGCCAUGUUACCAACUAGAUUACUAUGGAAGGCCAAGAUGUUAUUGCGGAUAUAACGGGAGGCCGGUGUAUGAUAGCUGGGGUAGCGACAGUUACAGAGUAAAUAGAUGUGAUUACUUCAGCGAAGAGAAUCCUAAUGCAGCUUGCAGAAUCAUGUAAAAAUAACGGUGGUGCACCGCAUGCAUCAGAAGCUAGUUGCUUUCAAUAUGUUAUGUUGUCUGGUGGCAUUUGGGUAUUUUCUGUUUUGUUUUUGUUAAAGAGAGUGUUAUCAAUUAUCUAAUUAAGUACUUGAUGAAUGAUUGCCUCCAUUAA
Messenger RNA from Pistacia vera, 1015 nucleotides. Its product is annotated as protein PYRICULARIA ORYZAE RESISTANCE 21-like. Gene Ontology annotation, molecular function: metal ion binding. The transcript has 3 exons. Bases 146 to 862 code for a protein of 238 amino acids. The record is from RefSeq and is a predicted model, not a curated record. Lineage: Eukaryota; Viridiplantae; Streptophyta; Magnoliopsida; Sapindales; Anacardiaceae.